Messenger RNA from Acanthosepion pharaonis, 954 nucleotides. NCBI's taxonomy places the organism in Eukaryota, Metazoa, Mollusca, Cephalopoda, Sepiida, Sepiidae. The record is from the annotation of a GenBank genome assembly.
AUGCAAAAUGAACCAACCAACUCUCUUUCUUUCAUUCUCGCUCUUUUUCUUUCUUUCUCUAUCUCUUUCUUUCUUUCUUUCUUUCUUUCUUUCUUUCUUUCUUUCUUUCUUUUUUCUUUCUUUCUCCCUCUCUGUCUUUCGUUCUCCCUCUCUUUCUUUUUUCAUUCUCCAUCUCUUUCUUUCUUUCUUUCUUCCUUUCGUUCUUUCUUUCUCCUACAAUCUGUACCUCCUCUGUUCUUCUUUUUAGCCUCCUCUGUUCUUCUCUUUAGCCACCUCCGAUCUUCUUUUUAUUCUCCUCUGUUCUUCUUUUUAGCCUCCUCUCCUCCUCUGUUAUUCUUUUUAGCCUCCUCUGUUCUUCUCUUUAGCCACCUCCGAUCUUCUUUUUAUUCUCCUCUGUUCUUCUAUUUAACCUCCUCUGUUCUUCUCUUUAGCCACCUCCGAUCUUCUUUUUAUUCUCCUCUGUUCUUCUUUUUAGCCUCCUCUCCUCCUCUGUUCUUCUCUUUAGCCCCUCCGAUCUUCUUUUUAGCCUCCUCUGUUCUUCUCUUUAGCCACCUCCGAUCUUCUUUUUAUUCUCCUCUGUUCUUCUUUUUAGCCUCCUCUGUUCUUCUCUUUAGACACCUCCGAUCUUCUUUUUAUUCUCCUCUGUUCUUCUUUUUAGCCUCCUCUGUUCUUCUCUUUAGCCACCUCCGAUCUUCUUUUUAUUCUCCUCUGUUCUUCUUUUUAGCCUCCUCUGUUCUUCUCUUUAGCCACCUCCGAUCUUCUUUUUAUUCUCCUCUGUUCUUCUUUUUAGCCUCCUCUCCUCCUCUGUUCUUCUCUUUAGCCACCUCCGAUCUUCUUUUUAGCCUCCUCUGUUCUUCCUUUUAUCCUCCUCUAUCCUUCUUUAGAUCCUCCGCCAUUCUUCUUUUUAUCCUCCAGCGUUCUUCUUUUUAUCUUGAGUCAAACAUGCGCCGAUAA